This is a messenger RNA of Manihot esculenta (cassava), 2495 nucleotides long. RefSeq names its product ATP sulfurylase 2. Gene Ontology annotation, biological process: sulfate assimilation. The record is from RefSeq and is a predicted model, not a curated record. Bases 469 to 1923 code for a protein of 484 amino acids. Gene Ontology annotation, molecular function: sulfate adenylyltransferase (ATP) activity; adenylylsulfate kinase activity. Lineage: Eukaryota; Viridiplantae; Streptophyta; Magnoliopsida; Malpighiales; Euphorbiaceae. The transcript has 5 exons.
UUAUUUUCUUGAAAAAAACGGAGGCUUGGACACUUAUCGUCGGCUAUAAGUUGCAUGGUCCCAAAGUUCCAACCAGAUUCAUUGCACACAUGCUCCAGGCACAAGCACAAACCAAAAGCGAAGUGGAAGCAUAAAGCCUCUACUGCACUGAUUGUUUGUUGGGGAAAAAUUAGCGAAGAGAUUCGCCAGUUGCUUUCGGUCUAAUUUGGACCAUUCUUCCCGAGAGUUUGGUCCCCAACACAAAUGCAGACCAGCAGCCAACUUCCGUCCACAAGCUUCAAAGGGUAAGCAAAUGUGUGGUGUGCGGAUGUCUCUGUUCUCUGCUUUUCUUCAACGCCUACCAAAAUGUCUACCCCCAAAUUUAGUCGCCAAAUUGGACCUUCCCAAAUUAAACGGAUCUCUUCUCAUUGUUUGCAGAAGCAGAACCUCUUCCCAAAAUUUUAGCUCUUCUCAGAACUACUCACGAUCAUGUCUCUAACAAUCAGACUACACAUCACUCCCUGCAAUACCCUCAAUCUCCAUACAAACCACAAGACCAAAUUCACAAGUUACAGCACCAGAAUUCGACCAAAACACAUUUACCACUGUAACCCGUUGAUUCAUUUCGUGUAUAACAAAGCCAAAAUGCGAGAUUCUUCCAACCCAGUUGAGUCCUCCAUUCCUUUGGUCAAGAGCUCGCUGAUCGAACCGGAUGGUGGGGCUCUGGUGGACCUGGUGGUGCCUGAGAGCGAGAGAGGAGCCAAAACUUUAGAAGCUGGGUCAAUGCCUAAGGUGAGGCUGACAAAGAUCGAUGUUGAGUGGGUUCACGUGAUUAGCGAGGGAUGGACGAGUCCGUUGAGAGGGUUCAUGAGGGAAAAUGAGUACCUGCAGAGUCUGCAUUUUAAUUCAUUGAGAAUGGCGGAUGGGUCUGUGGUUAAUAUGUCGCUUCCCAUUGUUUUGGCUAUUGAUGAUGAGACGAAAGACAGGAUUGGGUCGUCGAAGAAUGUUGUGUUGGUUGCUCCUGAUGGAGAUUUAAUUGGCAUUCUUCGAAGUAUUGAGAUAUACAAGCAUAACAAAGAGGAAAGAAUAGCAAGAACCUGGGGUACAACUGCCCCAGGAUUGCCCUAUGUUGAGAAGUGCAUUACUCCGGCCGGAAACUGGCUUAUAGGUGGAGAUUUAGAAGUAAUAAAGCCUAUAAAAUACAAUGAUGGGCUUGAUCAUUAUAGGCUCUCUCCCCAACAACUUCGGAAGGAAUUUGAUAGGCGUCAAGCUGAUGCAGUUUUUGCAUUUCAGUUGAGGAACCCUGUGCAUAAUGGGCAUGCCUUAUUGAUGAAUGACACUCGCAGGCGACUUUUGGAUAUGGGCUACAAGAAUCCAAUUCUACUGCUUCAUCCUUUGGGAGGUUUCACAAAGGCUGAUGAUGUGCCUUUGGAUGUACGGAUGGAACAGCAUAGCAAGGUGCUAGAAGAUGGUAUUCUUGACCCUAAGACUACCAUUGUGUCUAUAUUUCCGUCACCUAUGCACUAUGCGGGUCCAACUGAAGUCCAGUGGCAUGCCAAGGCACGAAUAAAUGCAGGUGCUAAUUUUUACAUAGUAGGUCGUGAUCCUGCUGGUAUGGGUCACCCAACAGAGAAUAGAGAUUUGUAUGACCCUGAUCAUGGAAAGAAGGUGUUGAGCAUGGCUCCCGGCUUGGAGAAGUUAAAUAUUUUGCCUUUUAGGGUGGCAGCAUAUGACACAGUGGCAAAGAAGAUGGCAUUUUUUGACCCAUCUCGUUCUCAGGAUUUCCUCUUCAUCUCUGGUACCAAGAUGCGAACUUACGCGAGAAAUGGUGAAAAUCCUCCAGAUGGUUUCAUGUGUCCUGGUGGUUGGAAAGUGCUUGUCCAAUACUAUGAAAGUUUUCAGGUCGAGGAGGCACCACAGAAGCCAGCUGUUUUAUCCACUUAGACAUGCGACUUACUGCAAGAAUUACAAGCAAAAUUGCUCAAAGAAGAGAAAAAGGAGUUUCUGUAGGAUUUGGUGGAACACUACAUAAAUUAGUUGUAGCAAAACUGAGAGAGCUUUCUUUUGACCCUCAGAAGUUGGGGUUCAUUUUGUAACUUAGGUUGUUCCUGAGUGCUUGCUAUUGAUGUAAAAAAUUAAAUUUUUGUUAUUCUUUCAGACAAUUAUUUGUGUGGACCUGUGGUGCCAAAUAUGUAACAGAUAGAGUGGUUUUCCAAUUCCUCCUCUUGUUCUGCUUUUGCGUAGGUUGAAGGUGUAGUUGAUGUCAUCCUCUGAAGCUUGGGCUGUAUGGCUGGCAUACGAGGGUUCUGUGUAUGCCUUUUCUCAAAGAAGUUGAGCUGUAUUGUCGGCAAUCAGGCUCUUUGGGCUUGUAGUCCAACUAGCAUGUUUAAUUUGAGCUUCAAGAUUUACCACCUGCCAUGUUAAAUUUGUGGGCUAGGCCAAACGACAAAUGUAAUAAUCAUUCUAUAAUAUUAUGGGAAUGGGACUGAAUAGUUGCUGAUCUCAUUUAAGUUGAA